CAGUUCAGACACUCGGAGACCGUGAGAGGAAGGAGUCAGACACCAACCACAAGAGACAAGUUUAAGUUCACCAUCAUGGCCCUGCGGGACGAACUUUUAAAGUCUAUCUGGCACGCGUUCACCGCACUGGACGUGGACAAAAGCGGGAAAGUCUCCAAAUCUCAGCUGAAGGUGCUGUCCCACAACUUGUGCACAGUGAUGAAGAUCCCGCAUGACCCUGUUGCGCUGGAGGAGCACUUUAAAGACGACGAUGAGGGUCCCGUCUCCACCCAGGGAUACAUGCCGUACUUGAACAAGUUCAUCCUGGAUAAGGUGACAGAUAACUUUGAUCGUCAGGACUUCAACAAAAUGUGCUGGACAUUGUGCUCCAGGAAAAACCUGGAUCUGAACCAGCUGUACAUCUCCAACAACGACGCAUUCAAGAUCUGGUGCAUCUUCAACUUCCUGUCUGAGGACAGAUACCCACUGAUCAUCGUCACUGAGGAGAUUGAGUACUUCUUGCAUAAGCUGACUGAGGCGAUCGGGGGCAGCUGGGUGGAGGAACGUUUCGAGGACUACAAGCUGCAGCUGAACUCAAACCAGGAGAGUCUGAAAGCCUGGGAGCUCAUCAGCCUGGUGGGGUCGGGUCACUUCAGUAAGGGCAUGGACCGCCAAACGCUCUCCAUGGGCAUCACUGAUGUCUACCAGGAGCUCAUCCUGGACGUGCUCAAACAGGGCUACAUGAUGAAGAAAGGUCACAAGAGGAAGAACUGGACGGAGCGCUGGUUCGUGCUGAAGCCAAACUCCAUCUCCUACUAUGUCGGUGAGGACCUGGCCGAACUGAAAGGAGAAAUCUUACUGGAUGGAAACUGCGGUGUGGAGCCUCUGCAAGAUAAAGAGGGAAAGAAGUGUCUCUUCCUCAUCAAGUCGUCGCAAAAAAGUUUUGAAAUCAGUGUGUCGGACAAGAAGAAGAAGCAGGAAUGGAUCCAGGCCAUUCAGACCUGUGUGAGCCUGCUGCGUCAGGGGCGGCCGGCGCCGCACCGCGAGGCUCGACAGAAGCGGCGUGAGCUGCGACUGAAGCAGCAGGCUGAACAGGAGGAGCUGGAGCUGAGGAUGAGGGAACUGCAGACGGCCAAUGAGGCUAAACAGCUGGAACUUGAGAACAUGAGGAAGGCUCUGGAGGAGGCGGCAGCUGAUGCUGCAGCAGAAGAACGAAGGCGUCUUCAGACCCAAACUGAACUCCAGGACCGCUACAGGAUGGACCUGGAGAGAGAGAAAAUGGUACGGCAGCAGGUAGAGGAGCAGGUGGCACAGAAGUCCACUGAGCUGGAGCAGUACCUGCAGCGGGUUCGGGAGCUGGAGCACAUGUACAGUCAACUAGAGGACGCUCUGGAGGACGAGAGGCGUGCUAGACAGGACGAGGAGGUCGUCCGCAAGCUGCAGGCACGGUUGCUGGAGGAGGAGGCCACAAAGAGGGCAGAGUUGGAGGAGUUCCACCUGCGGCAGCAGCGCGCCAUCUCAGAGACAGAGGCUGAGAAACAGGAGCUGGAGAGGGAACGUCUGGCCAAGGAGAGUGCCCUGCAGGCAGCAAUGAAACAACUGGACCAGCUGGAGAUAGAGAGGCAGGGGGCGCUGGAGCAGUACCAGACGGUCAUGAAGAAGCUGGAAGACGCAACCAACAACACCAAGACCUGGAAGCACAAGGUGGCUGAACACGAGGGCUUGUUAAGGCUCAUUCAACCAGGUUCCAAGGGACAGCAGCGGAUCACCAACUGGGGCCCAGCAGCCUUUUCUGAUGCAGAGCUCAGUCUAAGAGAGAAGAAGUGGCAGGAGACGAAGAACCAGGCGACCCAGGCCCAGUAGAGCCUUGAACCUUAAACAUGUCUACAAGUCAGAAGGGAAGCUGGAAUAUACUGCUGGUAACUGGGUUUUCAGUGGCAUAAUUGCUCAGUAUGAGCCAGCACUGAUAAGUGUAUUGGUAUACCUUUGAACAAGUCUGUCAUUGUUAGUCACCAUAGAUUAAAGUAGACUCAAUUCACAUUUUUACCUUAAAGUUCACUAAUUCUAGCAGGCAGCCAACAAAAAUACUAAGUGCUGACGUGAUAACACCAGGAAAAAUAGCUUUGCUGUUAAGAUGUGUGUCUUCCUUUGUUGCUAAAUAUAUUGACUGCUAUGCCUUGCUACUUGGUGUUGUAUAACUAAGCAGCUAAAAAUGUAGAUUGGUGAUGUGUUUAAAGGGAGUUUUUUUUCCAAAACUGUGUACAGUAUGUAAAAUAAGUUGUAAAGGCAGCAGAGCUCACUUGGCAAGGUUGGGUCAACCCUAACAACCACCAUAGGUAGAGUAUAUUACAGACAGUUUAGGCUACAGAGCAGGAAAAUACAUUUAAACGGUGCCUUGGCCUUCUUUAUUUUUCAGUGGCUUAGCAUUGAUCCAAUAUUCACCUACUGUGCUAGCAGAUUGAAUGACACACCAGCCCUGAUAUUACAAUAAAGUGUACAGCGAUAUUGUAUAUCCUCAUGUAUCACUGUACACACAACAUCUAUUGCAUGUUGUUUCUUCCAUUUUUUCCCCCCUGUUAAAAAGGGAGUUUUUCCAUUAUCGGAAUUGAGGGUUUAAGGACGGGGGGGCCAGAAGCCCCUUGAGGCAAAUCUUGAUUUGCGAUAUAUGGAUGUACAAAUAAAACUGACUUGACUACAGCAGCUGGCCAAAUUUUAAAAGACAACUCCAUCUACUUAGACCUUCGGGUCUUCUGUAGGACCAAUGGGCAGCUCACUAUAGAAGCUAUAAGUCCCUUUUUUACAACGCUGUUAGUACUUCACAGCCUAUGAACAGUGGACACUCACAUCCUGUAUAGAAUAGCUGACCAAGGCUAAAAGCUAACAGUAUACUUAAUUUAAAUCUAUUCAUUUUUAAGAUGUGCAGCUUAUUAAGUCUUGUAAAAUACCUUUUAUCUUUUUCUUCCACUUUGUCCUGUCUUAACAAUAAAUGCACUACUUUUGACUAGAGUCUAAUCAGUCCAACGCAAACUGCUUGACCAUGUUUUAGAUUCACGCUGUUAUAAUGUUAAGAGAGCGUGAACCACACCUACCAAGUUGUAAGAUCUACUACUCUCUUUCAUGUGACUAUUUUCCUCUUAACCCUUUGGGACCAUUUUUACAUGUUUGAAAAAAAAUAAAACACAUUUUAACAAUGUUUUGUCAGAGUUUUUGUUUUCCGUAAAGUUAAGCACUUGAGGAUGACAUGUUUAAUGUAAAGUCAAUUAUCUUUAAACAAAGUUGUCGUCUAAUAUAACACCAUACCAUGUACAAUUUACUAAAUCUUUUAUUGUUUUUAUCAAAAUGCUUUUUUCUCUGGUUUGUCUGCCCUAGGUUUAUACCUGUUUAAGGAACUGGCUUAAACAUUUCCUGCUUGUGAAUGCUGUCAGAAAUAGGGCAUUUUGCUAAAGUCUCACUCCAAACAGGAAUGCUAUCUGCAGAACAUUUGUACUGUGUUGUUGUACUGUCACAAUCAGUGCCUUUGAUGCCGUCAUGAGUCCUGAACUUGGUGUUUUAUAUAUAUAUAUGUACCGUAUGUAAAAAGCUGAAGACUGAAUUAUGUAAUAAACAUGCUGAACAAGUGG
This is a messenger RNA of Micropterus salmoides (largemouth bass), 3599 nucleotides long. It is a transcript of the gene swap70b, whose product is annotated as switching B cell complex subunit SWAP70b. Lineage: Eukaryota; Metazoa; Chordata; Actinopteri; Centrarchiformes; Centrarchidae. Gene Ontology annotation, cellular component: nucleus; cytoplasm. Bases 76 to 1842 code for a protein of 588 amino acids. The record is from RefSeq and is a predicted model, not a curated record. The transcript has 12 exons. Gene Ontology annotation, molecular function: calcium ion binding.